This is a messenger RNA of Penicillium maclennaniae, 819 nucleotides long. Its product is annotated as TFIIIC subunit 6 family protein. The record is from RefSeq and is a predicted model, not a curated record. Bases 1 to 819 code for a protein of 272 amino acids. Lineage: Eukaryota; Fungi; Ascomycota; Eurotiomycetes; Eurotiales; Aspergillaceae. The transcript has 2 exons.
AUGGAUCCGGACGAGUGGGAGUACGAAUACCAUGACACGGAAACGGAGACCUUCUAUCUGAACUUGGACCUCAGCUCUCACCAUGGCCCCAUCCGCCCUCCACGACGGCGUCAGGGUGACCCCUCCAACGAGCCCGCCAAUGCUGCAGACGACGCACCUGAUGCGAAUUCAGGUGCCGAUACCCUCUACCCCCUCGAGAGUGCUGAAUCCGAGACUGUGGGCGCCGAGCGAAUCCAGAUUCUCGGUCUCCACACGUGCAACCCUAUCGUCUCCUAUCACAACCAAAUCUUCAGCUGUUCCUGGGCCGAUCAAAUCGGUACUGAGCUAGUGUUCGCUCACCCGGACUCAGACCCGGACCCUGAUCAUACGCCUCUGUACCACGGCCCGUCCUUUGACCUCCUCGCUGCCAACUCUGUGAAGAUCCUCGGUCGCAAAGCGAACAUCACCUCGAGCUCGGGGCUUGGAUUGGUUCAGCAGGGCAUCUCGGGAAUUUCAGAUUCAGCGCCGGAAACUCCAUCCUCCUCUCAGACCGUUGCUUCCACCAGCGUGCCCAGGCGUGUCGUGCCACAAACGUAUCAGGCACAGUUCCUUCAGCAGCUGCAGAACAUCAAAACCGCCAAUGGCGAACGUGAUACCGUCCGCACUACCAUGAGUAACCGACGCAACGUGAAUCUCGCAGAGCGUUUGAGUGGAUGGGCUCGCACUGAGGAACAAGUCGCUGAGGUCAACAGACUACGCGCGCUAGCCUACGAAGGAGACCCAGAAGCCCUCGCAACUUUGGAACAGUUGAUCCGUGAACAUGUUCAUCCAGAUGAGUAA